Messenger RNA from Cyprinus carpio (common carp), 2271 nucleotides. RefSeq lists its product as uncharacterized. NCBI's taxonomy places the organism in Eukaryota, Metazoa, Chordata, Actinopteri, Cypriniformes, Cyprinidae. The transcript is spliced from 4 exons. Gene Ontology annotation, biological process: negative regulation of gene expression. The coding region runs from base 364 to 2271 and encodes 635 amino acids. The record is from RefSeq and is a predicted model, not a curated record. Gene Ontology annotation, molecular function: transcription corepressor activity. Gene Ontology annotation, cellular component: nucleus; cytoplasm.
CUUGCCAGUCACAGGGCUUCAGUAACCGAGAGCAGGGCAGUCUCAGUACAUGUGUACAUGUCUUUUUAUAUCUUAGAAACGUUUCCUGCUGGUUAUGUUAUCUUACUUGUUGCUGGUCUGCUAAAUGCUGAUAAAGAAGGUAAAAACUGAACUAGACCGGGCCAUCCUUAUUGCUAAGCUCUGAUAAAUUAAUUUCACUUGUCUUGCAUAUUAUGAAGCAUUAUGUAUGACCAAUUAAUACUUGUCUUUACUUUUUUUUUUAUUUGUUAGAAAUGUGCAAGUGCUAAAAGUGUGGAGAAGGUUUUAAAAGUGGACCAUUAUCUACUACGCUUCUUCAGUGAAUCUAAAAGCCCAUAUUCAGAUAUGGAAAAACGCCUCUCUAAGGUCUCCAGCACCUUCAAAAUCAACACUGACUGUGAAGAGUUGGUGGUGACGAGGGACCCGGCUGCCGCAGAUGUUUUUUCCCUGAAGAAAUGGGAAUUUGCAGUGGAUGAAGUGUUUGAGACUCUAAAGUCACGCUAUAUCAUCCACUUUGAGGUUGAAAGCGACAAAUCUGCAAUUCUGGAAGAAAAUUCUUUCCUCCAAAGUGAUAACUUAAAAAUCUAUUUUGAAGAACUUACAUGUUUAGCUGUGGUGGUCGGAGAACGAACAGAAGUGGAGAAGAUUUUAAAAUUUCUAAGCGGCUUGCAGGACAAACAGCAGGUUCAACAAGAGUGUUGCGUGUCUGAGAAACAAUAUGACCUCAUCAAAGAGCGAUUUGAGCCAUACAAAAAAACUAAAUUACCUGCCCUUAAGAUCGCACAGGAACGAGCAGGUGUUCUCCUUCUGAAGGGUCCUGAGAAAGAGGUCCAUGCAGGUGAAGAAGAGCUUUUAAAAUUAGCGCUAGGAAUCAAAAAGAAGAGGAUCCCAUCACAUCGUGCUAUUAUGACCUUCUUGGAAUCAAGUGGCAGUAUACAGCACUUCCAAAACCGAUUCCAGCAGAGCCUCCACAGCCCGGUUAUGCUGGAGACUUCAGGUUCAGAUCUUCUUCUGUUGAGUCUGUCUGACGGACCGCUAGAGGAGACGGCCGCUGCUAUGCAGAGAGAUGUGUGUUUGGAGACUGUGCAUCUGGAAAAUAUUCAGAAAUCAUCUGCGUUUACUAAACUGAAGGAGGAUUUGAAUGAAACCAUCAAUCAAGCCAAUCGUGGAAGUGUUAAAGUGGAGCUUAAAUACCAGGAUGAAUCAACUACUGUCCUCAAAGUGCAACUUGUGGGCUACACUACUGAAGUUAAUAAGCUGAAGAACAUUGUGCUGGAAUACAAAAGAAACCAUCAGAACCAUCACGCCUCCCUGCCUCUUCCCAGGCCAGAAAUGGCAGAGCACUUCACUGAGAUCUUGGCGAUGGCCGGUGUGAAGAAAAGCAGUGUGGAAAUAAAGCCAACAUGUUCGCCUUUCCCAUGUGUCCACCUCACAGGACCUCGCUGUGAAGUUGAUAGUUUGAAGGACAGCCUUAUAUCAUUUCUUCAGAGUCUUGCCACUAAACGUUGUGAGGUGAAAGGGCCUGGAGUUCAACAAUUUUUUCAAGGUGAAGGUACAAGGACCUUCCAAUUAGUGAAGAAUUCUUAUAUGGUUGUGAUACUGCCUAUUAAUAAUGUGCCUAAAUACACAAGCAGUAUCAGUCUCCAGCCAUUUGCAUCUGCAUCUCCCCAAGACUCUAUGGACUCUGACAAAGACAUAAACAUUAAAGUUGUGAUUGGUAGUCUUGAGCAACAACAGGCAGAUGUGUUUGUUGCUCCGAUGAUCCAAACAAACAUGACCUCAACCUUGAUUGGAUCAUCCCUGUUGAAUAAAGCAGGACAGCAACUUCAAAAUAACUUCAACAGUGCCAAGAGAAAUCACACUCUUAAGCCUGGAGAAGUGCUGGAGGUGGACGGGACACAAGCGCUGGGAUGCUCCAAGGUUCUUUUUAUAGAAUGUGCGCCAAAAGGAAAUAAGCACAAAAGCGAAAAGGCGCUUUGCUCUGGACUUGGCCGAGUUUUUGAGUUGUGUGAGCAGAACUCUUGGGGUUCGGUUGCAUUGCCAGUAAUUGGACCCGGCAAAGUGCUGUCAAUACCAGUCAAAGAUGCUGUUAAUAUUCUUACUCAGGAGAUCUGUGAAUUUUUAUCUGGACACAGUGGUCUUCUGCACACCAUUUGUAUCACAAUAAUGGCUAGUGCGGCUCAUUCUGAAGAGUCUCUGUGGGAAUCUAGUGCAAAAAUGGUGGGCAACACAGGGGAAGGCAAAGAGAUUUAA